This is a messenger RNA of Letharia columbiana, 954 nucleotides long. RefSeq lists its product as uncharacterized. Bases 1 to 954 code for a protein of 317 amino acids. The transcript is spliced from 3 exons. Lineage: Eukaryota; Fungi; Ascomycota; Lecanoromycetes; Lecanorales; Parmeliaceae. The record is from RefSeq and is a predicted model, not a curated record.
AUGGGGCCUCCAAAUUUCUUGGAGCAGCCACGAGAGCUCAGCUCCUACACCUGCAGAGCGGAAUGCUCGCAGAGUUCAACGGGGCAGGCAAUACUCGGCCAUCCAGGCACGUCCUUUUGCCCCUAUGUUUGCGAGAACGGUGUUCAAAGCCUUCGUCUCAAAACUGAAAUGAUACAACCUGUUUCCUCCCACGAUCCUUAUUUUAGCAGUCGCAAAGGCAACUUUCAGUCCAAGCACACGUCAUACGAGCACAUUCUUGCGACUGGUGGCCAGGUCUCUAACGGAGCAAUUGCCGUCUCUUCAAUCAACAACACGGAUGGUGUGGGAGCGGGUAAGGACAGCUACACCCAAUACUGCGGCGAUGGCUCCAAGUUUCCCACUCGUUCUGCGUGGGUAUCGUUUGAGAAUAUGUUCAAUGACAACAAGCAAAUCAUGUUCUCCUCUUGCUCUCAGUAUUCACAAGCCAAUGACGAUGGACCCGAGGUUGGAUCCAUCUACAACGCAAUCCAACAAGUUGCUGUUGAGACCAAAGUUGACCAUCGCUUCAUCCUCGCCAUCAUCAUGCAAGAGUCGGGCGGCUGCGUUCGCGUACCCACAUCAAAUUAUGGCGUUCGCAACCCUGGCCUCAUGCAGGACCACAACGGCAAUGCUACCUGUAACAGCGAUAUUACUGGUGUAGUGCAAAAUCCUUGUCCCCAAGAUGUCGUGACUCGCAUGGUUCGCGAGGGCUCCGCUGGUACAAACGACGGCGAUGGCCUGGCUCAGUGCAUCAACGAAUCCGGCAAAGAUGAUGUCACGGCAUUUUACAUUGCGGCGAGACUCUACAACUCAGGCGCGGUCGACGGCUCCGGCGACCUCUGCAAGGGCAUUGCGACACACUGCUACAGCUCAGACAUCGCCAACCGCCUCACUGGCUGGGUUGAAGCACCUCAUGGCUGCUCCCUAGAUGGCUGA